AUGUCUGGCCUGGAGAUUGUCGGGGUUGUCCUGGGGAGCAUUCCCUUGGCUACCGCCGCACUUGGCCAAUAUGCUGACGGCGUGUCGACAAUCAAAGCGAUGGUCAAAUACGAGAACGUGUUCCUCGACCUUCAAGUGCAGCUCAUGGUCAGCAUGUCACUUUUCAGGCAGACGUGCGAACUGCUCCUAAGGGGGCUAGCACUUCCAGACGCGCAGUUUCGAGACUUGGUCGAACACAACAUAGGCUGGGAAAGCAGUGACCUGGCUGAGGCCUUGCGUCGGCGCCUUGGGAACGAGGAUUUUGGCACGUUCCACAAGGCUUUGCAACGUGUGCAGAAGAGACUCGCUCUGAUGGCUAGAAAGCUGAGGCUGCAGGAUGAUCUGACGCCACCAUUCAUGCAAGACAAUGUUGCUGACGAGGAGCGUCGAAAAGAGUUCUUCGCGUCCUGGCGCUACCGAAUUGCCGGUGGAUUCAAUGCCGCAAAGCACCAGCGGAAUUGCGCCGAAAUCUACAGCGACGUCCGCCAGCUUCACGACUUGAUACACGGCGCCCUCAGCCUGGAGAGCGACCGACAUGGUCGUUUCCCGCUCUCUCAGUGGAUGGAUACCUUUCCACCAUCGCCUCCGCUCGGCAAAGCGAAGAGGAAACCGCAAUUUGCCGCCCCAGAUAUCCUUGUUGCGCAAAAGAGCGAAUUGCAGCACCACGCCUGCAGUCACACCCGUGAGAUUGACGAUUUGUGUGGCUCCCUCUCUCAGCACCAGCCAACAGAGUGUCUUGGAUUCCUCAGAAUCCAGGACUGGUGCUAUCAUAUACACGACACGCAGUCCCCCGUAGCCAAGACUCUUCUCCCACUUCAAGAAGUGUUCCGCCGAAAGAACAGAGCCAGCUUGAGUACAAAGGAGAGGUAUACACUUGCCUUGACGCUUGCCUCGGCGGUAUUACAGCUUCACGACACUCCCUGGCUCGGCAGAAAUUGGAAUCUUGGAGACAUAUACUUUCAUAGCGAGGAAACGUCCGCAAUCUACGUAACAGAGGUAUUUGACUCUGAAGUCCGCACUCGAGACGACUACGCGGUGAAGAAUAUUCCUCUGGUCAAAAAUGAAACUCUAUACGCUCUCGGAAUCGCCCUAUUAGAACUUGCGUACAGCGCAACGCUUUCGUCAUUACAGACUCCAGAGGAUGUGGAGAAAGGCGAUUUCUGGACGAAAUACCUUAUUGCCGAGCGGUUGACCAGAGAGAUUCAAACAAAUGAGACGCCUAGGUAUGCAAAUGCUGUUGCUAAAUGCCUACACCCCAAUUCGGACACGUACGACUAUGAGCUUUCCAAUGACGGCUUUCGGAAACGUUUCUUCAACGAUGUUAUUCAACCACUACAGAAGGACUACGAACUACUCUUUCCGCCCAAAUCCCAAUGA
Messenger RNA from Lasiodiplodia theobromae, 1416 nucleotides. RefSeq lists its product as uncharacterized. NCBI's taxonomy places the organism in Eukaryota, Fungi, Ascomycota, Dothideomycetes, Botryosphaeriales, Botryosphaeriaceae. The record is from RefSeq and is a predicted model, not a curated record. Bases 1 to 1416 code for a protein of 471 amino acids. The transcript has 5 exons.